AUCCGUGCUUAUAACCAAUGAAAUAUUCCUCAUAUUUUUUUCGGUCUCGAAACGGCAGUCAUCAAAUUUCAAAAAUGUUAACCGCUAUUUUGAAAAUUUUGGAUUCAUGCGAGAGAAAAGAACUAACCAUAUUCCAAAUUGUGGAGCGAAUGAAAGAAACCGAAAUCGGGAAGACUUUGUCUCCGGAUAAGCUUUCUGCCGAAGUUGAAGACUGCUUGAAAUCAGCAGUCGAAACGAACCUGGUUAGCUUAACGGACGAAAUGGUAAAACUGAUCGCAACGGCACCUUGUGUUCCGGUUCAGCCGGAUAAAACGGAAUCGACAGGAACAGCAUUAGAACAGCAACAUCCGGAACCCGUUCAGGUACCGGAACCUGGUCAGGUGCCAGAACCAGUUGCUACCGAUGCCCCCGGCGGCACAUUUGAAAACGAACCGCGAGAUUCCGUUUUCACACGAUGGACGUCGCGGCGCCAACAACGUUCCGGUGACGGACAGGCGGCAAGCGAAUGUGGUCCCGGAAUGCGAAUGCGACGUCGAAGCAUGUCUCGUAGAAGUAGAUUAUCCAGAAGUGCCCACAGAUCCAGCCGGAAAUCACGGUCCCGCGAACGAUCUCGACCUCGAUCUCGGUCCCGGUCCCGAUCCCGGUCUCGAUCACGAUCUCGUCGAUAAAUUUUACAAGUUUGAAUGAGGUAUUUAUUUUAUAUGUUGUGAAAUUAUAAUCGGUUGAAACAAA
Messenger RNA from Uranotaenia lowii, 732 nucleotides. Its product is annotated as calcium homeostasis endoplasmic reticulum protein-like. The record is from RefSeq and is a predicted model, not a curated record. NCBI's taxonomy places the organism in Eukaryota, Metazoa, Arthropoda, Insecta, Diptera, Culicidae. Bases 18 to 668 code for a protein of 216 amino acids. The transcript is spliced from 2 exons.